UUCCUCUCGACUGCUGAAAUUAAACUUAACUAAACUAACUACUAAAACAUAUCAUCAUGACUUCCCCCAACCUGCCCGUGGACGUGACGUCGUCUGUCUCCCUCAGUCACCUCACCUCCUCCAUACGUUGAGAGCAACAUGAGUACCCAAAGGGUUCCCUGUGAGGUGAAGGCCGAGUCCUCUCUGUCGGCCGCUGGUUAUGAUGGCAUUAUUUUGGUGACAGACUCACUGGAUAAACUGAAAGGGUCUUUGAAUGUCCUUCUGGCUCCUCUCCAAGCUCAGGCUGCCUUUGAUGAGUCUUUGGCAAAAGAUGGCGCUUGUGUGAGUGUAAAUGUCCCAGCGAACCGUUUAGUUUAUGCACCAACUGGGCUUCUCAACCGUGACUAUGAUGAUGUGCGGAGGUUUUCAGAUGCUGCUGCUUCUGGAAUUAAGAGAGCAUUGAAAGUUGGGAUGAAACGCCCACUACUUGUUCGUGCACCAGACCAGAGCUUUCAACAUGCUGACCUUAUUACGCUACUAGGAGCUCUCCAUGCCUUGUAUGUGCCUAUUGAGGUGAGGGAAGAUGUACCCUCAAAAGCAUCAAAGGUUUCUGUACUUGGCUUCUUAGGUGACAACAAGACAGUUCAAUUGGCUCUUGCCCUGGAGAGUGGAAGAUCUGUGGCCCGUGAUAUUGGGGGAUCUGAUCCAGAGCGCAUGGCGCCACCGAGGGUUGAAGAAUAUGUGAGAAGUGUCUUCCGAGGAACAAAAGUAUCUGUUGAAGUAGUAUCAGAUGAUGCCAAACUCUGCAAAGAUUACCCAUUAUUUUCUGCUGUUAAUAGAUGUGCCAAAGGGGUGCCUCGUCACCAGGGCCGUGUGAUCUACCUGACGUACGAAGGUGCAGGACCAAUUGAGCAAACCCUCAUGCUGGUUGGGAAGGGAGUCACUUAUGACACUGGUGGAGCAGAUAUCAAGGCUGGUGGCAUCAUGGCUGGCAUGCAUAGGGAUAAGUGUGGGUCAGCUGCAGUGGCUGGAUUCAUGCAGAUUCUAACAAAGCUUCAACCUCAAAAUAUAAAGGUGAUUGGAUCAAUGGCAAUGGUACGAAACAGUGUUGGAUCAGAUUGCUAUGUAGCAGACGAGAUCAUCACUUCUCGUGCUGGAGUCCGUGUAAGAGUUGGCAACACCGAUGCAGAGGGUCGAAUGGCUAUGGCUGAUGUACUGUGCCACAUGAAGGAAAUGGCUGGCAAGGAAGUAAAUCCAUAUCUGAUGACCAUUGCAACACUCACGGGUCACUGUGUACUUGCCUAUGGGGAUUCAUACACAGCCGUAAUGGAUAAUGGCCCAGCCCAGAUUAACAGCAUGUCUCAGACCUUGCAGGCUGCUGGGGAACAAGUUGCUGAUCCCUUUGAGAUAUCAUCCAUUCGCCGAGAGGAUUAUGAUUUCCAUUGUGGGAAGAGCGAGUAUGAGGAUGUUCUGCAGUGUAACAACUUACCAUCCUCACGCACACCUCGUGGACACCAGAGUCCUUCAGCCUUCCUUGUUAUGGCUUCAGGUCUUGACAAGCAUGGCAAGGACAGUAAUCAGUCACUGAAGUACUCACACCUGGACAUUGCCGGCUCCUCAGGGCCAUUCCCUGGUAUCCCUACAGGUGCUCCUAUUCUUGCAAUGGCCAAAGCUUUCAUUCCUAGUGCCUUUUGAUUCGUAGCUAUUUGAUCAAGAUGGUACCUAUUAUAUUUUACUGAUGAUGAGUAUAUUAGUUCAUAAUCAUUGUUACUACUUAGUGGGAAUUAGAUAUGGGAUAUUACCGUACUCGGUGAUAUGAAAAGUCAUGAGAGAGCCUGUUCAGUAAGGUACCGUAUGUGAAUUAUAAGCUCUUUCCCACUACAGUACAGGGUAAAUAUUUAUUGUGGUUUCUUAGCGCUGUAAUUGAUAUCCUUAAUAUUUUUUAACCAUACUGUACUUACAUUUUCCUGAUGAUGCUAUUUAGCCUAUCAAGCUACCAAAGUGUUGUACAGCUUUAGUUUCCCUUACAUAACAACACAAAUAUUGUCUCCUAGAAUACAUCUGUGAUAUUCAGAGACCUCAUAUUCAGUCUAUUUUCAUGUAGUUAUUUUUGCUAAAGUUUUUUAAAAGCUUUUGUAUUACUGUAUUAAUGUAUUGUACUAGUCACUGUUGAUAAUAUACACUACUCAAGGAUAGUAUAUAUAGAAGUGACCAGUGAUUUUAAAAGAUAUUUAACAGUGAAAAGUGAAUAAAUGGAAAAUACCAAAUGCUGUAUAUGUAUAAUAAAUGGAGCUACAUUAUUAAUUGGUAUCUUAUAUUUCAGUAAUAAAAAAUUCAGUUGUGAA
Messenger RNA from Homarus americanus (American lobster), 2324 nucleotides. It is a transcript of the gene Dip-B, whose product is annotated as putative aminopeptidase W07G4.4. The transcript is spliced from 11 exons. Gene Ontology annotation, molecular function: metalloaminopeptidase activity; manganese ion binding. Bases 139 to 1674 code for a protein of 511 amino acids. The record is from RefSeq and is a predicted model, not a curated record. Gene Ontology annotation, cellular component: cytoplasm. Gene Ontology annotation, biological process: proteolysis. NCBI's taxonomy places the organism in Eukaryota, Metazoa, Arthropoda, Malacostraca, Decapoda, Nephropidae.